Molecule: messenger RNA, 726 nt
Organism: Carya illinoinensis
Lineage: Eukaryota; Viridiplantae; Streptophyta; Magnoliopsida; Fagales; Juglandaceae
Exons: 3
Coding region: 1-726 (241 amino acids)
Source: RefSeq, a predicted model, not a curated record
AUGCGGGGGAUAAUUUGUAGACAUAUUCUCGCCAUCUUUUCAGCUAGGAAAGUCCGGGAGUUGCCGGAAAAGUACAUAUUGGACCGAUGGAGAAAGGACAUAAAACGUAGGUAUAGUAUUAUUCCGAGCAGUCAUGACGUUGCUGACCAAAGACCAGAAACAGUUAGGUAUAAACGUCUAUUGAAGAUAUGUUAUGAGGUAAUAACAAAUGCCUGCUCUCAAGAUGGGCAUACUGAGGACAUGGUAUCGAAGUUGUAUGCGAUGAAUGAUGUAUAUUGCACCUCGAAGCCCCACAAGAUACAAGAGAAGAAUGUUGGAGAUAGUACCAUGAAUGCAGCCACGGAAGGAAGUUCGAAAAAGGUGCUAAGUCCUAAUGUUGUCAGAGGCAAGGGAAGACCCCCAUGUAAGAGAAAAAUGUCAAAAAUGGAGGAACAAAUGAGAAGAAAAAAAAAAACUAAGGCUGUGAGAAAGAGAGGAGAUACAGUUCAAAGAAACUUGAGGCGUGAAUUGGACACCGAACUGAUGGAAAGUAGUGGAAAUCAACUUGGCCCAUCAAGAAUGAGUUUGCAAGAAAACUUGGGGACACAAGAAAGUAUGCAACUUGGGAUGGAUGGAACACAGCCAGCGAUGGCAGAUGGAACACAGCCAGAGACGGCUUAUGGAACACAGAUGGAGACGAGGGAUUCAACGCAGCCGGAGACGAUACAUGCCACAACUGCAGGAUGA